Molecule: messenger RNA, 1020 nt
Organism: Aspergillus wentii DTO 134E9
Lineage: Eukaryota; Fungi; Ascomycota; Eurotiomycetes; Eurotiales; Aspergillaceae
Exons: 1
Coding region: 319-882 (187 amino acids)
Source: RefSeq, a predicted model, not a curated record
UCUGCCAGUUAGCUUUACAGCAACAGAAAGGUCCAGAGAAUAUCAGCAAUGGACAGGAUGUCUAUUUAAACAAGUUGCAAGGGGGCAUAUCGUCGGCACAGGAGCCAAAUCAAUGGCCGCAGAGAAAUCAGUGCGCCGUGCACCUUACAUCAGACAUAAGACAGAUGCAUGACAUGGACAGCAGCAGAAAGACCAAACAGCAUGAUGGAUUGAUUACCUUGAGCUUCAGUGAUCAACGAUUCUCUCCAGUGUCCAGUACCGUUCAGGCUCUCGACUCCGAUCACGAUCCAGCGAAGAAUAAAGAAAGUUAAGCAUCUCAUGGCCACCGCGACAGCCGUAAGGGGUCGCCUAACGCUUUGCGGCCUAGCGCGGCCCUCCCCCCACCGCAGCGGCUCUUGCCCGUCCAUUCGUUCCAAACUCCUCGUUCUCUUCUCCAGUCGACCUCCCGUCAGAUCAUCAUCAUCAUCCUUUCUUGUCUUCUUCCUUUUUUAUCCUCUGUUUCCAUUUUAUUUCCUCCUCUUCUACGUACUUCAUUUCACUUCGUUUUCUUUCCAGCUCUCGUGCGCGCUGACCGUCGCUCAUCUGUUGGCGUCCGGUCGUGUGUGUGACUUUCCCUUUCAACUCUUCCUUUUGUUUCGCUUGUUUUCCCUAUAUUGUUGCUCUUCUUCUUUCUUCUCUUCUUUUCGACCUCGUCCUUCGACACUUAGCGUUGGUCAUCUUCCAGCAAUCACUUUGCUUUUCCACCCCAUCUCGCCGUUGGGGCUAAGGCUUUCGAAAGCUGUAUUUUUGAGUCCUCUGCAUUCGACUCUUUGUCACGAAACUCUUUCCACUCUUCUUCUCCGUCUUUUUUUUCAAUCAAGGCGGCCGUCUUUCCCACUUUGACGAUUGUUCAUACCGUGCUUCAAACUACAUGACCUAGCGGCCUUUCCUUUCCACGUCUUUUUUCGUGUCUCGAUCGAUCCCCGCGCCGCUUUCCGCCUUUGAGCUCACCAGAUUUUGUUGACCGUUCCGUAAACGCUC